AUGGAGCCAAACACUACUACUACAUCCGUUGAGAAGAAGAAGGUCGCCGUCAUCAUUGGCAGUGGCAGAACCCACAGACAUGGAGAGACCAUCACCAACUGGUUCGUCGAGACCACCAAGCUUGCUGAGCUAUACAACGUCGAGAUCAUCGAUCUCGUCAAGUGGAACCUCCCAUUCUACGACGAGGUGUUGGCACCAAUGGCCUUGGGCGGUAACUACACUACUGAGCAUGGAAAGAAGUGGCAAUCAACUAUUGCCUCGAUGGACGCUGUUGUCGUCGUGACACCAGAGUACAACCACGGAUACACUGCCAUCUUUAAGAAUGCCAUUGAUUACUUGUACAGAGAGUGGCAAGGAAAGCCCUUGUUGGUCGUGUCCUACGGCUUUGGCGGUGGUGUCAGCGUCAGCCAGCAGGUCGUCGACAUCAUGACCGGCACCAGCCCAAUCCAGAUGCGUGCCGUUCCCACCCGUCCACAACUCUGCUUCUCGCGUGCCAUGUUCAACGAGCAAGGCAAGAUUGCCAACUUUGAUGCCUUUGAGGCCCAGCGUGAGAACAUCACCAAGUCCAUCCAAGAGUUCACCGAUUUGAUCAACACCCCAUUCACAUGGCAGCCACCAAAGUGGUAA
This is a messenger RNA of Acytostelium subglobosum LB1, 627 nucleotides long. RefSeq lists its product as hypothetical. The record is from RefSeq and is a predicted model, not a curated record. Gene Ontology annotation, cellular component: cytosol. The transcript has 2 exons. Gene Ontology annotation, molecular function: oxidoreductase activity; FMN binding. Lineage: Eukaryota; Evosea; Eumycetozoa; Acytosteliales; Acytosteliaceae. The coding region runs from base 1 to 627 and encodes 208 amino acids.